Messenger RNA from Venturia canescens, 1160 nucleotides. It is a transcript of the gene PQBP1, whose product is annotated as poly-glutamine tract binding protein 1. Gene Ontology annotation, cellular component: cytoplasm; nuclear body. The record is from RefSeq and is a predicted model, not a curated record. Gene Ontology annotation, molecular function: ribonucleoprotein complex binding; protein binding. The coding region runs from base 228 to 1118 and encodes 296 amino acids. Gene Ontology annotation, biological process: alternative mRNA splicing, via spliceosome. Lineage: Eukaryota; Metazoa; Arthropoda; Insecta; Hymenoptera; Ichneumonidae. The transcript has 6 exons.
AAAUGUAAAAAAUGUGUCAUAGUAUACAAGUUCUGUAUUCAAUAUUAACAAAGUUGAGAACCUCUGUCGUCGAAUUUUUUUUAUCGACGAAAACGACCAUAUAGACGUGAUAUUGACCAUGGCAACAUCUGUCAUGCUUACAAAACGCUCGCUAGAAGAAUAAGCAUUAUUUACAAACAAUAUUCAACGUAAUAAUUUGCGAAACAGUAAAUAAGUAAUCAAACAAAAUGCCUCUUCCUGCGGCAUUAGCAGCACGCCUCGCGAAAAGAGGUCUCAUAACAGGAUCAGACAAAAGUGAAAAAACAAAGAAGGAGACAAAAAAGAAAGUUCACGAAGAAGUAAUCGCGGAAGAUUAUGAUACAACGAAGGACGAGAUCAAUCAAAUCGACCUGUCACAAAAGUUUAUGGGCUAUGCCGGGUGUCCAAAUAAAUAUAACAUACAUCACGAAUGUACAAAAAAGUGCAAAGAAUUGUGGGGUGUUGGCCAUUUACAGCCAUCAGAAAAGUAUCUCAAACUUCAAAUGCGUCUCAUUCAGAAAUUUCCUUUACCAGAAACGUGGAAAGCCGUUUAUGACCCAGGCUCGGGUCAACAUUAUUACUGGGACUGGGCUUCAGAUUUAGUUUCUUGGCUUCCACCCGGGCAUCCCAAAUGCCAGAUUUCUCAACCUGCAUCUCAACUCCGAGAGGAGCUCCAUUUGAAAGCUGCAGAUCAAGAUGACAACAUGUCCAGCGACGAGAGUGGUAGCGAUCAGGAAACAAUGGAGGUCGAUGAAGUUGAAUACAAGAAAGAGCAAAAAAUCGUUACUAGAGAACGAUUCAAAGUUCCUGAAGUUGCUCGAAGACCUCAGCGAUCCGAGGCAAAUAAAGACAAAAAAGAUCGAUCUUUGGAUCCUAUGGAUCCGGCUGCUUACAGCGAUAUACCACGGGGCAAAUGGUCAGACGGUCUAGCCAGACAUAACGAAGCAAAGACUGGAGCAGACACAACAGCUUCAGGGCCUUUGUACCAAAUGCGUCCUUAUCCAAGUCCUGGUGCCGUUUUGCGAUCGAAUCGAACUACCAAGCCCGAAAUUGAAGGAACGACUAAACCUAUAGUGUCAUUUCCUGAAAUACCUGAAUAAGAUCUUAUUGUACUUGAAAAAUAAAUCCCAUGUAAUUAAUAA